Trichobilharzia regenti is the source of this 1359-nucleotide messenger RNA. The record is from the annotation of a GenBank genome assembly. NCBI's taxonomy places the organism in Eukaryota, Metazoa, Platyhelminthes, Trematoda, Strigeidida, Schistosomatidae.
AUGAUUCCCCACCAUCCUCAACAUGCUGUACCUCAGUAUCCUGCAGCAGGAAGAGCUGUGAUGACUGGUGCUCGUGCAUCUGGGCCGAGUAUUCUGCCAUCUAUGGUCGGUCAGGAUGUUAAUCAAGUAAGUCAGCUUGGAGGGAGAAGAGUGUUACCCACUGAUCCGCGUUUACACCAAAUCAUCGGACGGGCCGCUGCUGCGAAGCGGAAACGGCGUUUAGCUGAUCGUCUACUUACAAAAACUGUACGAGAAAUCAUUCCAGAAUCUGAGUCGUACAUGGAACUUUUGGAAGUUGAAAAGAAAUUAGAUUUCGUCCUAAUGCGUAGACGCCUAUCACUUCAGGAGGCAAUGAAAAAGCCUUUUAAAGUGAAGCGUAAACUGCGAGUUAUGCUGAGUAGUACUUUCAAACCUGGCUCCACAGUUGUACCUGUUGGAUCUGAUGGACAACCUACUCCUGGUGAUUGUGCACCAGGUUGGGAAUUGAAAGUUGAAGGACAGUUGCUUGAUAAACCGGGUCAACCAAGUAAUAAUGAUCCUAAGUGUCGUAGAAAAUUCUCGUCAUUCUUUAAAUCUCUUGUAAUUGAAUUGGAUCGUGAGCUGUAUGGCCCGGAUAAUCAUUUGGUUGAAUGGCAUAGAACAGCUACCACAGCUGAAACAGAUGGAUUUCAGGUGAAACGUAGAGGCGAUAGUAACGUUCGUUGUACAGUACUGUUAAUGCUGGACCACCAACCUCCACAGUACAAGUUAGAUCCUCGAUUAGCUAGGAUACUGGCUCUUCAUACUGGUACACGUUCACAAAUAUUCUAUGCUUUAUGGAACUACAUAAAGACGCAUAGAUUACAAGACCCUAAUGAAAAAGAUUUUAUCAACUGUGAUUCGUACUUAGAACAAGUAUUUGGCUGUCCACGUAUGAGAUUUGCUGAUAUACCAAGUCGUUUGGCACCAUUACAACAGCCACCAGAUCCCAUAAUUAUUAAUCACAUUAUUACAGUUGAGGGUGACGGUCCUAAAACAGCGUGCUAUGAUAUUGAAGUUGAAGUGGAUGACAUAUAUAAAGGUAUGGUGCAUAGUUAUCUAACCAGCACACAUUCUAACCAAGAGCUAGUCGCGAUAGACAAUAAAAUACACGACCUAGUUGAACAAAUCAAUCAAAUGAAAGUACAUCGAGAAUUUUACUUAGAAUUUAGUCGUGACCCUCAAGCUUUUAUAUCACGUUGGUUAGCUAGUCAAUGUCGUGAUUACUGGAGUUUUUACAAUGCAAACUGGACACAAGAAGCAGUAAUGCGUUACUUUUAUAAUCGAAUAUCUCAAAGGCGACAGGAUUUAGAACAUGCACUGGGUCUUAACAAUAAUUAA